This is a messenger RNA of Mycena citricolor, 1029 nucleotides long. The record is from the annotation of a GenBank genome assembly. NCBI's taxonomy places the organism in Eukaryota, Fungi, Basidiomycota, Agaricomycetes, Agaricales, Mycenaceae.
AUGCUCCCUAUGCCGCUCCCGCUUCUCAGCAGCCCGCGACUGCCCCGUCGUCACUCCGUUUCGAGCGUUAGCAGCUUGCCUGGCAGCGAGUCCUCCAAUGCCUCCGGAAGCCAUUCCAAGUCAUGGUUCAGUCGCAAGAAGAAGGAGAAGACAAAAGCGCAGGAUUCGUCCUCCGUGGCCAGCGGGGACUCGAGCAGUAACGCGCAAGACGGAGGAGGAGGGGAUGCCGCCCACGUGGUGGAUGGGAUCCUGGAUACAUUGGGCCCUAGGGGACGGUCGCUAGACCAGCAGCUUCAUCGGCCCCAUCCUCUGGCGCAAUCCUCACACCCACCCCGCUUCCGGCCGAGCGCCAGCACAGACGCUGUCCCCUCCCUGCCCCGCGGCUCCGCUUCGACGACAUCCCUGACGUCCGCACCCGCCACCGCGCCAUCGACGCCGACGCGCGCCCCCCACUACCGCAAAGCCCGCUCGUCGACCUGGACGCAGCCGCCGCCGCCGCCGCCCCACCGCGGAGCGAAUCUGCACGUGCUGAUUCCCGACACCCCAUCGGCCCCGUCGGCGCCGCGUCCCACGCACGAUCAGUCACGCCGGGCCGCCGACCCGUCGCCUGCGAGCCCGCGGCACCGCACGCCCGCGAGCGCCGUUGCCGAUUGGGCGCGAGGCGUGAGCAUGGAGGGCCGCUCUGGGGACAAGCGCUCGCGCAGUCCGCUGUCCCCUCGCUCUCCGCCGCCGGCGCUGCCGCUGCGCCUCGAGCUCGACGCGGAAUCUCCCGUGUCGCCGACACCGCGGUCGUUCGGCGGGGCGAUGAGGAGGAAGGAGGGCAGCAGUGACACGGAGUACGAGCGGGGGGGUAUGACGUCACCACAGGCGAGGUCUCGGCCUGGGUCACGCCCGAAAACCCCUGAUGGUCCCGGCUUUUAUUCUGGUCGACAGGAGGUGAAUUGGACUGGGGAAUGGCGCAUCGAAGGCUCAGGGAAGAAGGGGAUGCAAGAUGUGAUGAAGGGACUCAGGCAUUUGAAGAAGAAAUGA